AUGGGAGACAGUGUCGUGCUUCGGAAUGUCACCUUCUGGACUGGCGAACCUAUAGGAUGGAUUGGCAUCAUACGCGUAGACGGAACGGCUUAUGAGUACAUGGGAGACUCGCCUUCCGUACAAGGUUUCCAGAAAGCAACUCCACUUACCGUAUCUUACGACUCCCACUACAGUAACUUUACAUUCGUCGCUGGACCUGUGCGAGUAGAAGCGCGAUUCUUCUCUCCUGUUCUACCGAAAGAUCUUUGCAAGAGCAGUAUUCCGCUCAGCUAUCUGGAAGUCGAGUUUGUCGCCACUGAUGAGCUUUCGCAUGAUGUACAGCUCUACUCAGACAUCGAUUCUAUCUGGCUUGGGGGCGGCAACGUAUCAUUCAACUCGACCAUUGACUGCCCUGCUUCAAGGGAAGCACUAAUCGUAGAUGAGCUUUCAUGGGCCGAUCGUGGCCAUAAGCAAGAACCAUACUGGGGCAGCCUGCGCUACGUCUCUUCUCCCGGCAUGAGCACCGAAUUCGAUACUGCGAACGGUCUGGCGACUACUAUACGACGGCAGUUUGCCAAAGAAGGCACAGUGGACAAUUCUUUCGAUAAGAAUCAGUCUUGGGGACUACCAGGGGAUCAAAUGCCAGUGUUCGGUUUUUCGCAUAGUUCUGCGUCUAGUCAGUCCGGAUCAGCACUGUAUACUGUUGGCACCACUCAAGAGCCUGCCGUAAACUACCGCACUGCUAGCGGAGACAUCGAGCUCCAACCAUGGUGGCUUACGAGUAACUGCUAUCAUAGUACCAACAACAUGAUCCGCAGGCAUUACAAAGACUACGCAGCUACCGCGAAAGAGGCCAAAUUUUGGACCAUGAAGCUGCGAUAUGAUGUAGCAUACUACUAUGCCCAGGAUAAAGUUACAGAUACGCAUGCAGAAGUAUCUUCGCUAUCAGAAGAGGAGUCGUACUACGCCAUCGUCGCACUCUCUGCCCGCCAGAUCCUGGCCGCGAACGUUCUCACAGAAUCUGCAGAUAUCACCACGGGUCCAACCAUCUUUCAAAAAGAGAUCUCAUCAGACGGCAAAGUAAACACGGCCGAUGUCAUCUACCCUGCGUUACCUUUUUGGCUCUAUGCAAACCCGGAGCUUCUUCGCUUACUGCUCAAGCCCAUCUUCGAGUUCCAAGAGUCUGGACUCUAUCACGAGCGAUAUGCCAUGCACGAUAUCGGGCGCUUCUACCCAAACGCCAUAGGAUACUACAGCUCCACCGUUCCCGAUGAAGAAGGAGAAGAAGCGAUGCCCGUUGAAGAGAGCGCGAACAUGGUUAUUCUGGCAGCUUCGUACUACCUGGCCACCAACGACACAGCAUUCCUUGUUAGCCACUACGAUAUCCUUAAGCGAUGGUCGGAAUACCUCGUAGAAAAUUGCCCAUACCCUGAGCAUCAGACCACGACAGGCAAGUACAAAGCAGCACGUCAACACCAAGAACGUUGUACUAACGAGCCCGAAGACGACUUCAACGAACCCAUCGCCAACAACACCAACCUCGCAAUAAAAGGCAUCGUCGCCAUAAAUUGCAUGAGCAUCAUUGCCCAAGCCAAUGGCGACAGAGGCUAUGGAGCAGGCAGAUGGAUACGCAACGCAGAUUUCUACUAUACCCUCUGGACAGAAUCAGCCAUAGACCCCUCAAACAACCACACCCUCCUCGCCUACAAUCUCCCUGAGUCCUACAGCAUCCUUUACAACAUCUUCCCAGCCCUCCUCUUCAACCUGCGCGCAAUCCCCAAAUCUCUUUUCACCAUGCAGUCAGACUUCUACCCGACUGUCGCCCAGAAGUAUGGCGUUCCCCUCGAUAACAGACGGCUGUGGACCAAGAGCGAUUGGGAGAUGUGGGCUGCGGCUACGAGUCGACCUGAAACAAGAGCCUUGUUUGUGAACUCGUUGGCGAAGUGGAUCAAUGAGACGAGUACGGACAAGGCGCUUUCUGAUCACUUUAUGACGACGGGGGAUGGGGGUUAUACGGAUUACCCGUUUGUGGCAAGGCCAGUCGUUGGGGGGCAUUUCGCGCUGCUGGCGAUGGGUCUUUUUGGGAGACAUGGGGUUCUGGAUGGAGAAGAUAAGUAA
Messenger RNA from Alternaria arbusti, 2097 nucleotides. RefSeq lists its product as uncharacterized. Bases 1 to 2097 code for a protein of 698 amino acids. The record is from RefSeq and is a predicted model, not a curated record. Gene Ontology annotation, biological process: carbohydrate metabolic process. The transcript is spliced from 3 exons. Lineage: Eukaryota; Fungi; Ascomycota; Dothideomycetes; Pleosporales; Pleosporaceae.